UCGAUUGUCGCAUAUGGAAGGGAUCUGAAAUUAGGGAAGGUCCUCCCGCGGCGGGGUCUUCAAUGACGUCGUCGGCGGAAGGGAGAUAGUGUGUGUCGAUAUCUUCACUUGCGAGUUGAAGAUACUAUCUGACGAAGAGUAUAUGGAGAUUUCGGUUUGAAAUUUCAGUAUACAGAGGAUGGUAAAGAUAAUUGCUUCAAAGUAUGCUGGUAGAACCCACCAAUGUCUGUCCGGCUGCCGGCAUGCAUGGACAGCGCGGCUUCCCCUCAUCUGCACACUGCAGGUCCUUGAUCAUCCUGUGAUACACGCGAACUCCACUUCCAUGACAUCUUCGAUCAAUUUGAUAGUAGAGGAUACGGAAUACUGAUCGGAUGCGCCGACAACUUACCAGAAGAGCAUGUGAUGAGUGCAUAUCUCGCAAGGUAAAGUGUAGCGGCUCCUCGCCUUGCGAUACUUGCCUGAAGACGUCCAAAGAGGCGGACUGCACAUACCUCAAACCGCCGGGACGGAGGGGACCAAAAGCCCGACGAUUUACCAACAAGAGCAGGCCCGGCGGUGAUGGAUCGAUCGGCUAUGCUCAUACGGAGGAAGCUGCUGCAAGAACCCGGUCGGUCGAGAAUCGUCCGGUAAAUGAUGCUGACGGUCAUGUUGAUGCUGAGGGGGAUGACUCUCUGUCUGCAUCCGGCUGGAGAAAUGAGACAUGCAUUCCCAAGGCGAUACUGAUCUAUAUCGUGCGCCUGUACCAGACUUUUUCGUACAGUGUUUGGCCGGUGAUCCACGCAGAUGCGCUUGUGCAACAGUUGGAGAACGGCACCUGCAAUGAGCAGAUACUUUGCUUAGUGCUGGCGCUGUGUGCCGCGACGAUGGCACAGUUGCAGCUUGCUCCCAUGGCUGGCGAUGAUGGCCACAUGGUGGACAGUGGCCUGCUCAAAUUGGAGUGUAUGCGACUUCGGGAGCGGAGUGAUUACAGAGAGAACCUUGACGUCAAGGGUGUACUUGUUUCGUUCUUUCUGCAUGUGUAUCAUGCGAAGAUUAAUCAGCGGAAGUCGGCUAUGCUUUUUAUACAGGAGGCCAUCGCGAGCGCGAGACUGUUAGGGUUGGACAUGAACGAGCGGAAUAUGAUCGUUACGGAUGGUGUUGUUGCAAACGAGGAGAUUGUGUUUCUGUUGCUGUGGGUGUCUGAGCGAGGAUAUGCCAUGCAUCUCGGUGUGAGGCCUUCAUACACUGAUCCAGUUCAGGUCCCAGAUGCAGCACAACUGGCAAUGAGCCCUCACGCGCGGGGGUUGCUCGAGCUUUUCAAUCUUUUUGUCACAUUCGACAAGAUCCAGGCGCGACGAUGCCGUAGUGGCAGUCUGGCUCAAGCUCUAUCUGCAGCCAGUCUAGCUGAAACAGAAGCAGCACUGUCUCUACUAGCCUUCAACUCAGACGAUCAGGCAUGCACACGGCUGGCGGAUUGUUACAUCACCAGAGAAUGGAUGAGAACUAUUGUCUGGCAAGAAGCACUGUCUCGGCAUCUGUUAUCCUCGACAUCUACCACCGAGGUGAUGACUUUUCGAUUCCCUGUAGUUGUCGGACGUGAUCUGUUGAUGUCCCUGCAAGGACUGUCUGAGACAGACUUGCUGCCUUUGGGGCGGGACCAGCUAUUGAAAUGUUUUGAGGUUACCAACUCUCUGGCAGAUACCGUUCUCUAUACUCCUCCAAGCUCGUUUUCGAGUGCCCUUCAGGUCGGGCCUCAGGACUUUCUACACGCAUUGUAUCAGAAGAUUCUGCCCUUUCUGGAGCAUGAUCCGAUGCUGAACUCAGUUCUUCGCGCGAAAACAGCCGAGGCUUUGGUGAUGGCCCCUGCUCGUUUGAGUGUUGGGCUUAUUGCGAGGCUAGAUGUGGAAGAAGAGAGUAUCUCAGAGCAAGCUGACCACGUUCAUUGAUCGAACUACCAUUCUUAUUCAGCAGU
Aspergillus novofumigatus IBT 16806 is the source of this 1951-nucleotide messenger RNA. Its product is annotated as putative C6 transcription factor. The coding region runs from base 372 to 1925 and encodes 517 amino acids. Gene Ontology annotation, molecular function: DNA-binding transcription factor activity, RNA polymerase II-specific; zinc ion binding. Gene Ontology annotation, biological process: regulation of DNA-templated transcription. Lineage: Eukaryota; Fungi; Ascomycota; Eurotiomycetes; Eurotiales; Aspergillaceae. The record is from RefSeq and is a predicted model, not a curated record. The transcript has 3 exons.